This is a messenger RNA of Darwinula stevensoni, 1282 nucleotides long. The record is from the annotation of a GenBank genome assembly. Lineage: Eukaryota; Metazoa; Arthropoda; Ostracoda; Podocopida; Darwinulidae.
AUGGGCGGGACCUUGAGGCCCGCUGCUCACGUAUUCCAGUCAGAGAGACAGGUUUUUGUCCCUCACAUCGUGAUGAGGCCUGGAGCCUUGCCAAAAGUAUGUGUGACUCAUCAUCGAAGGAAAAAAAACUUAAAAACCCUGAUCUUGCACUUCGUUCAAGGGCUUCCCCCUCGCCCCGGGCGACGACCGGACCCGAAUCCUAAUCUAUUUUUGUUCUCUUUCCCGUUCCGCGUAGACCUGUCGGAGUGUCAGCUGAUGCAGGUCCCGGACGCCGUGUAUCACCUGCUCCGCAACACCCGCCUGUCGGAGUGCGACCUUUCCAACAACGCCAUCGGGAAGCUCCAGGCCAAGUUCCCGCUCAAAUUCAACGCGAUCACGAGUCUGUCGUUGAGCCACAACAACCUGGGUACCCUGCCCGACGACAUGUCCCAGUUGUCGGACCUGACCCGGCUGGACAUCUCUCACAACGCCUUCACGGCCCUGCCGAGAUGCAUCUUCAAGAUGCCCAGCCUCCGCGUCCUCCUCGCCAAGAAGAAUUUCAUCACCGACGCGGAGUCGGAGCGACUGGGGCGCCGCCCGCACCUGGAGGAAGUGGAUCUGACGGAGAACCCGCUGACGAGCGUGAGCCUGGGCGGGAUCGCGGGGAUCCCGAAGCGGAUCACGGUGCACGUCAGUCCGUCGCCGGUCAGCGAGGAGGACGAGGAGGAUCUCGCCGUGUGACGGAGGAGGCGGUCGUCUGCUCCGCUCGGCGGUUCUUCCCGCUCGUUUCCCCAUCUCUCCGUUCGAAUGGCAGCCGGGUACGUGCGAGUGCAGGUACAGGUACCCGACGGGUUCGUCGGUGUUUCCGCCGGAGGCGGUCGUGCGAUCGUGGUUCCUCGGAAGGGAUUGGAUCUUGACGUUUUUGUGAUGGAUUAACUUAAUCCGCGUGGAGUGUCAGCAGCUCUUUGAUGGUCUUUCUCUCUGUUUCUUCUCCCCCCCCGCCACAUUCGAGUUCUGGCUCUGAGACGUGAAGAAUCUAGUCAUCAUGAUACGAGGCCAACCAUCCGACCGUGUCGAAAAAAAAAAAAAAAAAAAUUCACCGGUGCCUUUCUCGUCAUUAUGUCGCUUUUUUUUGUACUAAACGAAUCGUGGGAUGCGAGCGUCGGCCUUCGACGUCUGGUGACGAUCGAAGAAAGUGCUUUUUAAAGUCUCGAUGUUUCGAUUUUUUCUAUCCCUUAUUUUCAAGGGAUUCCUUUUUAUGUGUGCAUCAUCGACGAUUCGUAAAUAAACCCUCCUUUGUAGA